UCAGAGUCGUAUAACAGAGUAGGACCCCCCACCCUUUCUCUCUCUCUAGCCAAUCAAAGUCCAUUUUUAACUCGUAUUCCACGACUCUCUUUCUCUUGGAACCGUCCCAGAAAACUCACUCACCCUUCAUUUCCAUUUCUCUCCAGUUUUGUGUCUUGUGUAUAAGAGUUUCUUCUGGUCUAUGUUCUUGGGUUCAAUUCAAUUAAUCUCCCAAAAAGCUGAGAGCUUCUGAACUCAACCUGUCAAGCUCAAAAACUAAGGUACUUCGUUCGGUGUUACCAAUUCCUUUAAGCACCUAGUUAUAUAUCUUUCCGCAGUAUUGCUUCAAUUGUCAAAGUCCGAUGAACCUCAAGUUAGGGGUGGAGGUUGUGGCUGCCCAUGACCUUAUGCCCAAAGAUGGGCAGGGCGCAGCCAGUGCAUUUGUGGAGCUCCACUUUGAUCAUCAGAGAUUCCAAACCACUACGAAAGAAAAAGAUCUCAAUCCUGUUUGGAAUGAGAGCUUCUACUUCAACAUUUCUGAUCCAAACAACCUCUCUAACCUCAGUCUUGAAGCCUGUAUUUACCACCAUGGUAAAGGCAACUCCAAAUCUUUCCUCGGAAAGGUUUGUCUUACUGGGACAUCAUUUGUUCCAUAUUCUGAUGCUGUUGUUUUGCACUACCCUCUGGAGAAGCGAGGCCUUUUUUCACGCAUUAAAGGAGAGCUUGGUCUAAAAGUUUUUGUUACUGAUGACCCGUCUAUAAGAUCCUCAAAUCCACUUCCUGCACUGGAUGCGUCUCUGGACAGAGAUUCACACUCUGCACAUGUUCAAUCACAAUCACAAUCACAAUCACAACAAGUUCCAAAUGUUAACUCAAACAUGUUGUCCAAUGAUAAAGCUGAGUCGAGACACACAUUUCAUCACCUUCCAAACCCCAACCUAGCACAGCAGCAGAAUAUUUCUUCAGCGUCAAUGCAGCCAUCAGUGAACUAUGGGAUGCAGGAAAUGAGGUCUGAACCACAGUCUUCUAAAGUUGUUCGCAGUAUGUACUCAGGUUCAUCAGCUCAAGCGCCUGAUUAUUCCCUUAAAGAGACAAGCCCUUACCUUGGAGGGGGGCGAAUUGUUGGAGGGCGAGUCAUACCUGGAGACAGGCCAUCUGGCACCUAUGACCUUGUUGAAAAGAUGCAAUACCUGUUUGUACGAGUUGUGAAAGCCCGUGACCUUCCUCACAAGGAUAUAACAGGUAGCCUUGAUCCAUAUGUUGAAGUAAGAGUUGGUAACUACAAGGGAACUACAAGGCAUUUUGAGAAAAGACAGAACCCUGAAUGGAAUGAGGUAUUUGCUUUUGCAAAGGACAAUCAGCAAUCAUCUGUUUUGGACGUUGUAGUCAAAGACAAGAAUCUUUUGAAAGAUGAUUUUGUUGGGUUAGUACGGUUUGAUCUCCAUGAAGUUCCUCAUCGAGUUCCACCAGACAGCCCAUUGGCUCCAGAAUGGUAUCGGCUCGCAGACAAGGAUGGAAGGAAGGACAAAGGAGAACUGAUGCUUGCAGUAUGGUUUGGCACACAAGCUGAUGAGGCAUUUCCAGAGGCCUGGCAUUCGGAUGCAAUUGGUCCUGACGAUGGUUCUUCGGUUGCUUAUGGACACAUCCGUUCAAAAGUUUACCAUUCACCUAGACUAUGGUAUGUUCGAGUAAAUGUGAUUGAGGCACAGGACUUGGUUCUACACGACAGGUCCCGCUUCCCAGAUGCAUAUGCAAAAGUACAGAUUGGUAAUCAGGUUUUAAAGACAAAACCAGUUCAAUCUCGAGCUAUGAACCCAAUGUGGAACGAGGACCUGAUGUUUGUUGCUGCUGAACCCUUUGACGAUCAUCUGAUCGUUUCAGUUGAAGAUCGUGUAGGUCCAAGCAAAGAUGAGACCUUAGGAAGGGUAGUUAUACCAUUGAACGCUAUUGAGAGGCGUGCAGAUGAUCGAUUAAUCCGUGGCCGGUGGUUUAACCUUGAAAAGCACAUGUCAGAUGCCAUGGAGGGGGAGCAACGGAAGAAAGAUAAAGAUAAGUUUUCCAGUAGAAUCCAUCUCCGUGUUUGCCUUGAUGGAGGGUACCAUGUGCUUGAUGAGUCAACUCACUACAGCAGUGACCUUCGACCCACAGCUAAGCAGCUAUGGAAGUCACAUAUUGGUGUGUUGGAGCUCGGAAUUCUAAAUGCUGAAGGGUUGCACCCAAUGAAAACAAGGGAUGGGAAGGGUAUGUCAGACACAUAUUGUGUAGCAAAGUAUGGGCACAAAUGGGUUCGUACUCGAACCAUAAAUAACAGCCUAAGCCCAAAAUACAAUGAGCAGUACACAUGGGAGGUAUAUGAUCCUGCCACAGUUCUUACUGUUGGGGUUUUUGAUAACAGUCAGAUUGGUAAUAUAAAUGGCAGCAGUAGGGAUUUGAAAAUUGGCAAGGUCCGGAUUCGAAUCUCUACCCUUGAGACUGGCCGUGUCUACACACACAAUUACCCAUUACUAGUCCUUCAUCCUUCAGGUGUCAAAAAGAUGGGUGAAUUGCAUCUUGCAAUUAGAUUUACGUGCACUUCAUUCGUUAACAUGAUGUUUAAAUACUCUAAACCACUUUUGCCAAAGAUGCAUUAUGCAAGGCCAUUGACUAUGAUUCAGCAAGAUAUGUUACGUCACCAAGCUGUCAACAUAGUUGCAGCUCGUCUUAGUCGGGCAGAACCACCUCUUAGGAAGGAAGUAGUUGAAUACAUGUCUGAUGCAGACUCUCAUCUUUGGAGCAUGAGGCGAAGCAAGGCAAACUUUUUCAGACUGAUGUCAGUUUUUUCAGGGUUGUUUGCUGUUGCAAAAUGGUUCGGAGAAGUCUGCGCUUGGAAGAACCCCAUCACUACCGUGCUAGUACAUGUUCUUUUCGUGAUGCUUGUGUGCUUCCCUGAAUUGAUUUUGCCAACUGUUUUCCUAUACAUGUUUCUGAUAGGGAUUUGGAACUGGAGGUACCGCCCAAGGUACCCUCCUCAUAUGAACACAAGGAUCUCAUAUGCAGAUGCUGUGCACCCUGACGAGCUUGAUGAAGAAUUUGACACAUUCCCCACAACGCGGAGUUCAGAUAUAGUUCGAAUGAGGUAUGAUCGCUUGAGGAGUGUUGCUGGAAGGAUUCAAACUGUGGUGGGAGAUGUUGCAACCCAAGGGGAGCGGCUUCAGGCACUUCUCAAUUGGCGCGAUCCUCGUGCCACUACUUUAUAUAUUACCUUCUGUCUUGUGGCUUCUAUUGUGUUGUAUGUGACACCUUUCCAGGUUCUGGUUCUUCUUGGUGGCGUUUACCUCAUGAGGCACCCGAGGUUCAGGGGUAAGAUGCCAUCAGCCCCGGUUAACUUCUUUAGAAGGCUGCCAGCAAGGACAGAUAGUAUGUUGUAAAAGGUCUACUCAGAUGUGGUAAAGUUUGUCCUGCCAGUGUCUCUGAUUUUUUAUUUUCAUGGCGGUACUUGUAAAUUGUAACGCGUAUCCGCUGGUGUUCUGUUUAUUGUUUAUUGUCAAUCAUGGAAGUGCACAGAUGUAUGCAAACUGUUGUGAUCCCGGUUAGUGCUACUCCUAUUGAUGUACUGUUCUGCAUUUUCAAGCAUCUAUAAAUAUGGUUGAAUCAUA
Messenger RNA from Malus domestica (apple), 3614 nucleotides. RefSeq names its product FT-interacting protein 7-like. Lineage: Eukaryota; Viridiplantae; Streptophyta; Magnoliopsida; Rosales; Rosaceae. The record is from RefSeq and is a predicted model, not a curated record.